Messenger RNA from Cercocebus atys (sooty mangabey), 3168 nucleotides. It is a transcript of the gene NFKBID, whose product is annotated as nuclear factor of kappa light polypeptide gene enhancer in B-cells inhibitor, delta. Gene Ontology annotation, molecular function: protein binding. The transcript is spliced from 11 exons. Gene Ontology annotation, cellular component: nucleus. Gene Ontology annotation, biological process: regulation of gene expression. Lineage: Eukaryota; Metazoa; Chordata; Mammalia; Primates; Cercopithecidae. The coding region runs from base 1380 to 2564 and encodes 394 amino acids. The record is from RefSeq and is a predicted model, not a curated record.
CCUGUAGUGGCAGCUACUCGGGAGGCUGAGGCCAGAGAAUCACUAGAAAAGAAAUCCAGGCCCCCCAGUAUCCCCCUCCUCUUGGAGCCCAGUACCCUAGGCUCCUUCAGACCAAAGAUCUGGACCCCAGCUCCAUCCUUCCCCAGGGACCUAGUAGUCCGCCUCCCAAGUCCACCCUGCCCAUUCAGGGACUGCGUUCGCCGGAGCGCGACCCGGGGACUCCCAGGCUUGUGGGCGGGCCCUGCCCAGGACUGGGCGGUGCCAGAACCCCUAGUUUAAAAACUCGCGGGUACCGGACCUAAGAUCGGGGACCCGGCGGUGGCUCCGCGGGGGAAACAGCGAGGCUGGCGCAGCGCCGAGGCCGCGGCCCUGGGGGCCCGCAAUCCACGCCAAGGAAUCCCCGAGGUAACGGGUGCGGGUAGGGCACGCUCGGCCAGCUAAGAGAGUGAGGGACUGAGGAUCGAAAGACUCCCGAGGCCCUGAGGGACGGAGCUGGAGCGUCAGUCCUGUGUCCCGAGAGUGAGGGUCCUAGGUGUUUGGAGGAGGAGGGGAUCGUGGAUCGUGACGGAGGGGCGGCUGGGAUCUCGGACUUCUGGGUCCUGGGGGUGCAGGGGUCUGGGGAUCUAGGAUCGCGGUGCCCCGAGGGUGAAAGGGCUGGGAGGUUGGACCCCUGGGUCCUUGGAGGUGCUAGGGGUUGCUGGCAGCCGAGACUCCUAACCCUAGAAGGAGGGACUGGGCUGAGCGCUGGGGGGCGUGGUUGCUUAAAAUCGGCGCGGGUCUCGGUGGGGAAGGGUCCGGAGCCUGGCCUCAGGGGUCUACGCUGGCGGUGACCCUGCCUCUGCCCCGCCCUGGGAUUUCCGGAUCGCCACCCGUGCGGGGCUGAGCAGGAAUUCCCCUUGCGCGGGGAUUCCACGAGCGCCACGCUCGGCCGCGCACCCCGCCUCGGAGCAGGACACCUGGGGCACAGGCCUAGGGGGAAGGGGAGGAUGGAAGAUUCCCUUGCGUGAGCGCCGUGGCGUCAUUGCGCCGCGUCCGGGCGGUUUCCGAGCCACCUCCUCCCGCCCCCGCCCCCAGCAAUCCCCGCUUAACCCUUCCUCCGCCGGAAUUCAGGCUCAAGGUGAGCAGGGGUGAGCGCAGUCACUGCCCAACGCAAACCGUGAAGAAGCUUCUGGAAGAGCAGAGGCGCCGCCAGCAGCAGCAGCCGGACGCUGGCGGGGUGCAGGGACAAUUUCUCCCUCCCCCAGAGCAGCCCCUGACCCCAUCUGUGAAUGAGGCUGUGACUGGCCACCCUCCCUUCCCAGCACACUCGGAGACUGUGGGUUCUGGACUUAGCAGCCUGGGUCUCCCCAUGGGCUUUCCAGACUGGGACCCCAACACGCAUGCUGCCUACACAGACAGCCCCUACUCUUGCCCUGCUUCUGCUGCCGAAAGUUUCCUGCCUCCUGACUUCUACCCACCCUCGGACCCAGGGCAGCCGUGCCCAUUUCCCCAGGGCAUGGAGGACCCCCCGGACACCCGGUUCUAUGCAGAAUCUUCCCUACCACAGGCAGGACCCUGGAGAGUUUCUACACUCCCUUCGGGACCCCCACAGUUCCCCGCUGUGGUCCCUGGACCAUCGCUGGAGUCGGCCCGAGCUCACAUACUGGCUUUGGGGCCACAGCAGCUGCUGGCCCAGGAUGAGGAGGGGGACACGUGAGUAUAGGGGAUGGGGUUGUCUGCAGACUCUUGGCUUGGCGGGGGCUGUUCUCACGCCUGUCCCCCCAUCUGUCCUCAGGCUCCUUCACCUGUUUGCGGCUCGGGGGCUGCGCUGGGCGGCGUAUGCUGCGGCUGAGGUGCUCCAGGUGUACCGGCGUCUUGACAUUCGUGAGCAUAAGGGCAAGACCCCUCUCCUGGUGGCGGCUGCUGCCAACCAGCCCCUGAUUGUGGAGGAUCUGCUGAACCUGGGAGCAGAGCCCAACGCCACUGACCAUCAGGGACGUUCGGUCUUGCACGUGGCCGCUACCUACGGGCUCCCAGGAGUUCUCUUGGCUGUGCUUAACUCCGGGGUCCAGGUUGACCUGGAAGCCAGAGACUUCGAGGGCCUCACCCCGCUCCACACGGCCAUCCUGGCCCUUAACGUUGCUAUGCGCCCUUCUGACCUCUGCCCCCGGGUGCUGAGCACGCAGGCCCGAGACAGACUGGAUUGUGUCCACAUGUUGCUGCAAAUGGGUGCUAAUCACACCAGCCAGGAGAUCAAGAGCAACAAGACAGUUCUGCACUUGGCCGUGCAGGCUGCCAACCCCACUCUGGUUCAGCUGCUGCUGGAGCUGCCCCGGGGAGACCUGCGGACCUUUGUCAACAUGAAGGCCCACGGGAACACAGCCCUCCACAUGGCGGCUGCCCUGCCCCCUGGGCCGGCCCAGGAGGCCAUCGUGCGGCACCUGUUGGCAGCUGGGGCGGACCCCACACUGCGCAACCUGGAGAAUGAGCAGCCCGUUCACCUGCUGCGGCCCGGGCCGGGCCCUGAGGGGCUCCGGCAGCUGUUGAAGAGGAGCCGUGUGGCGCCGCCAGGCCUGUCCUCUUAGGACUCAAACCCAGACCCUGGACUGAUUUUCCAGUCCCCACCGUCCUGCGGGACAGCCAGCGUAUGCUAAUGUUGCAAAACCAUGAUAAUGUAUGUGGAAUAUCCUGCCAUUGGGGUCUUACAUUAAAACCCCAGAAUGGCUGCAGAGGGGUGAACAGGCCCCAAUAUUUGGGGUGCUGUGAUACCCCUCUUCUACCCACAAGGAGCCCUCUUGAUGAUUUCUGUGAAAUCGAGGCCCCUUGUUUGUUUCUGUGAAACACCCUGCACCCUUAGUCCUUUCCCUGCGGAGAUCCUUCGGGUUCUCUUCCGUAACUCAGCUCUUCGUUCCCAGAAACCCAAAUGUAAUCCCCCUACGUGGUGCUUGGGGCAUCUCAAUACCAUCUCAGUAAAGCUCCUACGAUGGCCUCCUCGCCCUCGCCAGGACCCACACCCUUUGGGUCCUCACCCUGAGACAGGAGGGACCCUCUGAGAUCAGGGACCCUUAGGUCCCACUGCUCUCUGAUUCAGAACUCAGCUGGGCCCCGUUCCAGACCCCAGCAUUCCUAGUCACUCCCUCCUUAAUCUGAGCAUCUCUCAAGCUCUUUAUUAAAGUCAAUUUGGGUCAG